CCGCGCCGCCCAUAAAUGCGCGGGGCCACCGGGCACCUCGGGUUCCCGGCGCGGCUCUCAGGUGACCGCGCGGUGGGUGCCGCCCGCGUCUCCACUCGUUGCCGCGCCUCUCCGCGCACUGGGGGUUCAAGCCAUGCUGUUCUGGCACACUCAGCCCGAGCACUACAACCAGCACAACUCAGGCAGCUACCUGCGGGAUUUGACUAGUGCUCUUCAAAGGGAAAAUGAUGUGCUUGCUCUGCCCAUCUUCAAGCAAGAGGAGCCCCAGUUGUCACCUGAGAACGGGGCCCGCCUGCCACCCCUGCAGUACGUGCUGUGUGCUGCCACAUCACCGGCCGUGAAGCUGCAUGAGGAAACCCUGACCUACCUCAACCAAGGUCAAUCAUAUGAAAUCCGACUGCUGGAGAACCGGAAGUUGGGAGACUUUCAAGAUCUAAACACAAAAUAUGUCAAGAGCAUCAUUCGAGUGGUUUUCCAUGACCGCCGUCUUCAGUACACCGAACACCAGCAGCUGGAGGGCUGGCGGUGGAGCCGGCCGGGGGACCGCAUCCUAGACAUUGAUAUUCCACUGUCUGUUGGUAUCUUGGACCCCAGGGCCAGCCCAACCCAGCUGAAUGCAGUUGAGUUCUUAUGGGACCCUGCAAAGAGGGCGUCUGCGUUCAUUCAGGUGCACUGUAUCAGCACGGAGUUCACCCCCAGGAAGCAUGGGGGUGAGAAAGGAGUGCCUUUCCGGGUGCAGAUUGACACCUUUAAGCAGAACGAGAAUGGGGAGUACACGGAGCACCUGCACUCGGCCAGCUGCCAGAUCAAGGUGUUCAAGCCAAAGGGAGCUGACCGGAAACAGAAGACAGACCGGGAAAAGAUGGAGAAAAGAACUGCUCAAGAGAAGGAGAAGUACCAGCCAUCCUAUGAAACCACUAUCCUCACAGAGUGCUCUCCAUGGCCUGAUGUGCCUUACCAGGUGAACAGUGCCCCAUCCCCAAGCUACAAUGGCUCUCCCAACAGCUUCGGCCUUGGCGAAGGCAACAGCUCACCGACCCACCAGGUGGAGGCCCUGCCCAUGGGCAGUGAUCACCUGCUGCCAUCAGCCUCCAUCCAGGAUGCCCAGCAGUGGCUCCACCGUAACAGAUUCUCACAGUUCUGCCGCCUCUUUGCCAGCUUCUCAGGUUCUGACUUGCUGAAGAUGUCCAGAGAUGAUCUGGUCCAGAUCUGUGGCCCUGCAGAUGGAAUCCGGCUCUUCAAUGCCAUCAAAGGCAGGAAUGUGAGGCCAAAGAUGACCAUCUAUGUCUGUCAGGAGUUGGAGCAGAACCGAGUGUCCCUACAGCAGAAGCGGGAUGGCAGCAGUGACAGCAGCCUAUGUGUGUACCAUGCCAUCUUCUUGGAAGAGCUGACCACCUUGGAGCUGAUUGAGAAGAUCGCCAACCUGUACAGCAUCCCCCCACAGCACAUCCACCGAGUCUACCGGCAGGGCCCCACGGGCAUCCACGUGCUGGUGAGCAAUGAGAUGGUGCAGAAUUUCCAAGAUGAAUCUUGUUUUAUCCUCAGCACAUUAAAAGCCGAGAGCAAUGAUGGCUACCACAUCAUCCUGAAAUGUGGACUCUGAGCAGCGGUAGGACAUACACCUACUCCUAGCCCCAGGAACCCCUUGGAUGUAGAAAUUGCACCAUUGCCAGCUGCUGUCUUAUCCUGCAAGCUGAAGCUAGGAGGGACCCUACCUACUCUGUGAAAGCCUCAGACCACCCACCAGAAGAAACCUGUGGACACAAAGUCUGGCAUGCAGACUCUCUCUCUCCCUUCCUCUCAGCCUCCGGUUUUGGACAAUUCCUUGUUCUUUUCCCUCCCAGCCCUGACAUUCUAAAGAGACAAACAGUAGGAACUCCCCUUGGAAGCUCCAUGCCCCCUAGGUAGAGGCUCAUUGGGUAUCUUGGUACCACUCGUAUCAACCCUAAUUGUUUUGGCACCCUUGUUAAAGGUGCCUGAUUCUUGCUGGCUCUUUCUUUGUGGGGCACAAAUGCUGCAGUUGGGAAGCUCACCUUUCUACCUCUCAGUCUGUGUUUGGUUCCACUAUUUUUACAACUGCCUUGCUGUUGUAUUCUUGUGCUUUUGUGCUCUCUCCUUAACUGUCUCAACAAUAUUGGGUCCAUAUCACUCUGAUAUUCCACCAUCUUUGUUGGUGCCUGGUCCAACAUCACCUCAAAGUCCUGGUAGAAGGUCAAGACCACUCAUUUCCUUUUGUUGAAUCAUGAGGAAACUGAGUGAUGUGGAAGUGUAAUAAUUCACUCAAGGCCACACUUCCCCUUAGUGGAAGAAUCAGGACUACAUUUGGGUUUUUGGAAUUUAGCCUUCGAGGUGUCUAUAAGUGAUGCCCCUACCCAAGCCAAGGGCUGGAAGACUAUAUUUUAAUUCAAAGAAAUGUGAGAGCUUGAUAUUUUUACUUCAUAAUUCCAGAAGAAGGUCUAAUAAAGGUCUGUUACCUGAA
Molecule: messenger RNA, 2479 nt
Organism: Heterocephalus glaber (naked mole-rat)
Lineage: Eukaryota; Metazoa; Chordata; Mammalia; Rodentia; Bathyergidae
Gene: Tfcp2l1
Product: transcription factor CP2 like 1
Biological process (GO): regulation of transcription by RNA polymerase II
Cellular component (GO): nucleus
Molecular function (GO): RNA polymerase II cis-regulatory region sequence-specific DNA binding; DNA-binding transcription activator activity, RNA polymerase II-specific
Source: RefSeq, a predicted model, not a curated record